This is a messenger RNA of Hypanus sabinus (Atlantic stingray), 11774 nucleotides long. It is a transcript of the gene abcd4, whose product is annotated as ATP-binding cassette, sub-family D (ALD), member 4. Gene Ontology annotation, cellular component: peroxisomal membrane. Gene Ontology annotation, molecular function: ATP hydrolysis activity; ATP binding; long-chain fatty acid transmembrane transporter activity. The transcript has 19 exons. Gene Ontology annotation, biological process: long-chain fatty acid import into peroxisome; fatty acid beta-oxidation; peroxisome organization. Lineage: Eukaryota; Metazoa; Chordata; Chondrichthyes; Myliobatiformes; Dasyatidae. The coding region runs from base 206 to 1924 and encodes 572 amino acids. The record is from RefSeq and is a predicted model, not a curated record.
CUUCACGUGACCGGGUCCGGUUCCCGUGACUGACAGGUCGCUGGUGCUGAGGGCGAUGUCGGGCUCCGAGCGGCUGGGCAGGAAAGGGCAGCAGGAAUGCAACAGGUAACGUGGGCGAUUGCCAAAGCUGGACCUUCUGCUGGUGAAACGAUUCUUCCGCAUCCAGGCGAUCCUCUUCCCCUCUUGGUCGUCCCAGAGUGUGCUGAUGUUCGCCACUCUGCUCUUCGUUGCCUUGCUUGAGCAACUGGUGAUUUAUCAAGUGGGAAUUGUUCCCAGCCGCUUCUUCAAAGUUCUGGGAAGCAAGGACCUGGUUGGUUUCAGAGAACUCACCUCCAUCGCCAUCUGCCUUAUCGUGGCCAACUCUCUGCUGAAGAGUUUUGACCAAUACAUCUCGAACCUGUUGUACGUCAGAUGGAGGCAGAACCUGACACAGAGACUGCACCAGGGCUACUUCAGGAGGAAGGUCUACUACAGCCUAAAUGUGCUGCACACCAGCCUGGAUAACCCGGACCAGCGUAUCAGCCAGGACGUGGAGCGGUUCUGCAGAGGGAUGGGCACAAUGGCCACCAACCUCAUCAUCUCACCCUUCACCCUGAGUUACUACACCUACCAGUGCUUUUACAGCACAGGUUGGUUGGGGCCCGUUACCAUUUUCAGUUACUUCCUCAUUGGCUCGGUGGUCAACAAGGCUCUGAUGGGGCCGAUUAUACCAACCCUCGUCCAACAGGAGAAGCUGGAGGGGGACUUCAGGUUCAAGCACAUGCAGAUCCGUGUCAAUGCCGAGUCAGCAGCUUUCUACCGAGCUGGGCCAGUGGAGCACAUGCGGACCCACAGGAUACUCCAGGAAUUGCUCCGGACACAGCGGAAACUGAUGGGCCGGGAACUGUGGCUCUACAUUGGGGUGAACAUAUUUAAUUACUUGGGCAGUAUAGUCAGCUACCUGGCCAUCGCCAUCCCCAUCUUCGCAGGACGGUACGACGCCCUGUCCCCAGCGGAUCUUAUUGAGCUCAUCAGCAAGAACGCCUUCGUGUCCAUCUACCUGAUCAACUGUUUCAGCCGCCUGAUUGACCUCUCGACCACCGUGUCCGACCUCGCGGGCUACACACACAGAAUCGGGGAACUGCAAGAGGUGAUUGUUAAGCUCUCCGUGUUGCACCGGACAGGCAAACGCUCAGCAGCCAGACACUCGCCCGAGUCUGAGGAGAACAGCAUGGAUUCGGAAGAGGAAGGGGAGGAGAAGGACUCCAACCACACGGCUUUUACACUGGACCAGGUGUCUUUUACCUCCCUGACCUCAGAGGAACUGUUGGUGAAGAACUUAACACUGAAGGUCAGCACGGGACACAACCUCCUGGUCAUGGGCAACACAGGCACAGGGAAGACCACCCUGUUACGGGUACUGAAUGGAUUAUGGAAAAUUACCCACGGCUCUGUGCACAUGGCGACUUGCUUUGGGCCCCGUGGGAUACUCUUUCUCCCCCAGAAGCCGUACUUCACUGAUGGAACCCUCAGGGAGCAGAUUAUUUACCCCUUGAAGGAAAUUUACCCUGUAACAGGAUCAGUAGAUGACAAGAGAAUCUUUCACUUCUUGGAGGUGACUGGACUGGAGUCCCUCCUGAAGAGGACCGGUGGGCUGGAUGAGCAAGUCGAUUGGAAUUGGUAUGAUGCGUUGUCUCCAGGAGAGAUGCAGCGGUUGUCCUUUGCACGACUCUUAUACCACCAACCCAAGUAUGCAGUUUUAGAUGAAGCUACAAGUGCCCUGACGGAGGAGACGGAGGCUGAGCUGUACCACAUCUGUAAACAGCUGGGGAUGACUGUUGUCAGCGUGGGCCACCGUAGUAGUUUGGAGAAGCAUCAUGACUCUGUGUUGAACCUGCUGGGAGGUGGAAGAUGGGAGCUGACCGAAGUCCAGCACAGCAGCUGAUCUCUCCUGCCCGGCUGGCAUGCAAUCCAGCUGAUGCCUCGUCAGACAAUCACAUGCCCAGACUGGAGCCUCUACCUCAUGUUCCCUCCCCUCCUCUUUUAUUACUCAGGAGGGCGGUUUACAAUACUUUGGUAAAUUUUGAUCAUCAAUGCCAUGGGAACACCAGCACUCCUACCUCCAUGGCUUAGAGGGCAAUACUGUACAAACUUACAUUUCAGCAUUAACUUUGGAUCCGCUCAUGUCAAAUGUCUACUCAGACUGAUUCUACCUCAGCCUCCAGAGGAAGGAGACUCUGUUUUGCUAAGAACUACUGAAUAAUGCGGUAAAGAACCAUCUUAAAUCAUGGCUUUAGUUCUCCUUGCCCUCCUAUGAUAGAUGUGAACACCAGCCCAGACUCAGUUUGGAGAGUUGGGUCUGCACCCCUGUGUGUUUCUGUUUUUAAACCAUUCAGAGUAGAUGGAGGGGGAGGGUUGAUAAGUUGCAAAAUACUUGGGAGAAUUUUAUUGAAAUGCACAUCGAGGAUUAAGUACUUGAUUGACAGUCCUUCAAAACCAUGUGCAAGUUAUUAAAAGAAAAUUAUUUUAAAAAAUUUUUAAGUGUAGCUGGGUGUUAGUAGGCUGAACAGUUCAAGCUUGACUUUAACAGAAUGCCGCAGUCUACUUAGGGAGUGUACAGCUGAAGAGAGUGUGGCAGUGUCUGAUGACUCCCAGGCUCCUGAGGUCCUCCACUCUAUUGUCCUCAUUGUGGUCUUCCUGCUCUGUCUGCUGAGGGUUACAUAACAAAAAUGACUGAUGAAACUGCACCACUAAAUAGGUCCGACCUAUCCCUCCUUUUUUGGCAUCAAAGUUAGACCUAGAGUCAAACAGUACAGAAACAAGGGCUUUGGCCCGACUGGCCCAUGUCAACCAAGCAUCCAAUCUAAGCUCAUCCUGUUUGCCCAUGUUUGGCCCAUAUCUCUGAGGCUUUCUUAUUGUCCAAGUGCCUUUUAAAUACUGGUAAUAUACUGUAGCUGCCUCAACCGCUUCCCUUAGCAGCUUCUUCCAUCUGUGGACCACUCUCGGUGGAAAAAGUUGCUCCUCAGCCUCUUGUUACUCCCUUCUCACCUUAAACACAUACACUCUGAUUUCCAGACCCUGAGGAAAGGGCUGAGCAUUUGCCCCAUCUGCACCCCAACUAGCUAAAACUCAGUCCUCCAAAAGCCAACUACUUCACAGAGGUACUCACACAAUGCUGGAGGAACUCAGUACCGUCUUUGGAGGGGAAUAAACAGUUGCCGUUUCAGACAGAGACCUUUCAUUGCUUACUCCCAUCCACAGAUACUGCCUGAUCUGCCGAGUUCCACCAGCAUUUUGUGUGUUGCUCAAGCUUUCCAGCAUCUGCAGAAUCUCAUGUGUUUAUGAUUGACAGAGGUACUGUUGUGUUGUCUUUUAAGACAUCAGAGAUAGAGGAAGGUCUGUAGUCUAGUGUAAUUUUUGUGUUGGUUUACAUAGUUCAGUGUAGUUUUUGUAUUGUUCAUGUAGCAGCAUGGUCCUGAAAAACGUUGUCUUGUUUUUACUAUGUACUAUACCAGCAGUUAUGGUCGAAACAACAAUAAAAAGUGACCUGACUUGAUCAGCUUCAGGAGGGAGGAGACAAACUAGGAGAUGCAGAGAAAAAUACACACUGCUAACAUUGUAAUACUGACUCCAUUAUGGCACUCAAGACCCACCAACGCACCUCAACUGAAUAUCCAUCCUAAUCAUGUUAAACUUCAUAAAAUAAUUAAAGAAAUCUCAGUAACAAAUGGCUUCUGUGUCUCUGUCGAUGGCGCAAAAGGCAAAAAAAUUGUCAAACCUCACAUAAAAGACUUGCUGAGCCAGGGAACCUUGCUCAACAAGCUGGUUAAAAGGGAGAACGUUGUUGUUCAGAGUCACUCGGACCAAAGGGGAAACAGGUAUCAUUGGGCCAAUACUAGGAAACUAACAGCAACACACACAAAAUGUUGGAGGCACUCAGCAAGUCAAUAUCCAUGGAAAGGAAUAAAUAGUCAACAUUUCAGGCCUGAUGAAGGAUCUCAGUCUGAAAGCCUGAUUGUAUUCUGCUCUAUCGAUGCUGCCUGACCUGCUGAGUACUUAAAACAUUUUGUGAGAGUUGCUUUGGACUUCCAGCAACUGCAGAAUCUCUUGUGACUUGCAAAUGAAACCUGCUGAAACGAAAACCCAUUGUCUUGGAAAUACUAACUUUUUUUUCUGCCCACUCUCCCUGGUUCAAUCAGUAUCUCUGUCAUUUUCUGUUCCUAUUUAAUGAAAGAUGGAAUGAGGAAAUUGGGUUAGGUUUUAAUGGAAUCAUUAGUUAAAUUGAGAAGGCAGAUCAGGGAAAACAACUAUCAAAUGGAUGACAAAAGGUUUCCAGUAAAAGAAGCAGAGGAGUUAACCGGGACUUCGAAAGGAAUAUGGGCUUUGCCAAAUACCCAUUAAGUGAAAUAGUAUUCAAAGUUAUUUAACAAGAUUGGUAAUUAUGUGAAUCACAGUGUUAAGUACACCACCUGUAUGUGCAGCCCUUGUGAGGUUGAAUGCAGCAGAAAAGACUUAAGACAGUUACAAUGAAGGGACGAGCACAAGAAAAGACACAUCAUUGAUGUUUGGAAGCUCAACGAGGAGGUGAGAGAAGUGGUUACCUCGAAGAUUGUUAAACGUUAGCUGUGAAGUGAACUGAAUUACUGUCCUGGCAGAUUUGAAAGAAGUCAAUAUGGAGGGAAUGUAAAAUGGAGGUCUUUGAGGACUGAAUAGUAAUCAGUGUUUUCUGUAAUCCUGCUGGGCAUAUCACAAGGACUGUGGUGCUCAGGUUAACAUGCAGUUGGGUAGAAAACAGAAGAAGUAAGCUAUUCAUCUCCUCAAGCAUACCCCGCCAUUCCAACACAAUCAUGCUGACCCUCUGUCACAACACCGUACUCCCACACCUCUUGAAGACGUAUUUAGAAAUCCUAUCAACUAUUUCAAAUUGUAGAAAUAAGCUCCUUGGCCCAACUUAUCCACGUCAACCUCAGCUAACCCCAUUUACCCAUAUCACUCAAUACCUUCCCUACCUAUGUACUUGCCUCAAUGUCUUUUAAACACUGUAAUUGUACUCAUCUCCACCCUUAAUUUCCCCUUUAAACCUUUCCCUCUCACCUUAAUCUCACCUAGUUUUAGACUCCCCUACCAUAGGGAAAACACUGUAAUCAUUCUCUUAUCUACACCUCGUGAUUUUAUGUAAGGGCACCCUCCCCCACCCCCCAAUGCUUUGGAGAAUAAAGCCACAGCAUCUCCAGUUCCAAAAUCCUUGCGAACCUUUUGCACCAUGCCCAGCUCAAUGACAUCCUUCCUACAGUAUGGCAACUAGAAAUGCACACAAUACUCCGUGUGGUCUCACCAAUAUCUUGCACAGCCAUAACAUGAUGUCCUAUAUCUCUUGUACUCUGAUAGAUGACGUGUGUAAAAUGCCUUCUUCACCAUCCUAUCUAGCCAUUUUUGCCUCUUUCAAGGAACUACAUAAGUCUCUCUGUUCUACAACACUCUCCGGAGCCUUAAACUCACCAUGUAAACACUGCCCUGGUUUUAUCACCAUCAUUACUAUGUGCCAAGGCAUCUGACAUAGGCGAUCAUGGUCUCAUGACCAUGAUUGUUCUUGACAAAGUUUUCUGCAGAAGUGGUUUACCAUUGCCUUCCUUGCAGUGUCUUUACAAGAGAUCGUCUGCCUGGCUUCAGUGGUCACAUAACCUGAACUAGUGAUGUGCACCAGCUGCUCAGACAACCUGCUCCCAUGGCUUCACAUGACCCUGAUCCUGUGUGACUAAGCAGGUGCUAUACCGUGCCCAAAGGUGGCCUGCAGGCUAGUGGAGGGAAGGAGCACCUUACACCUCCUUUGAUAGAGCCGUAUCUCCACCCCACCCUGAUUUAACUUCCCAAAGAGCAAUACUUCUCUUUUGUCCCAGUGACGUUCCAUCUGCCAUUCCUUGGCACAGCUUCCUAAUUGACCUGGAACCUGUUGUAUUCUUAGAUUGUUGUAAAAUACACCAUCAAUUUUGGUGCCAAAUGCAAACUUUCUAAGCAUGCCAACUACAUUCUCAUCCCUAAAUAUUAAAAUAGAUGACGGUGGACUCUGCACUGAUCCCUGCGGCUCACCUCUAGCAAGUCCUCAAUCUAAAAAACCUUUCACAACUCUGACCUUACCACCAAACCAAUUUUGUAUCCAGUUGGCUAGCUCAUCCUGGAUCUCAUAAGAUCUAACCUUCCAGACCAGCCGACCAUACAGUACCUUAUCAGAGGCCUCGUUAAAGUCCAUGAGUAGACAAUGUCAACCGAACCACCUUUAUUGAACAUCGUGGUCACCUUUCCCGGAAGAAAUUACCAAAUUUGUGAGACACUAUUUCACACACACAAAGCCAUGCUGACGAUGCAUUAUCAGCCCUUGCCUUUAUAAAUGCAGAUAUCUCUCAGACUCCCCUCAGUGAUUUACCCCCCACUGAUGUUAGGCUGACAGGCCUAUGAUACCCUGGCUUGUCCUUGCAGCUCUCGUCAGCCACCCUCCAAUCUUCCAGUACUACACCCAUAGCUAAUAAUGGUUUAAAUACAGGACUGUGCAAAAGUCUUAGGUGUAUACAGUGCCUAAGACUUUUGCACAGUGCUGUAUUUGUCAAUGUGGAGCAAAGAGAGUUUGUAAAUCUGGUGGGAGCAGAAGAUAUUGGGAAUGGUGAGGGUGGAGUGCCAUGGGAGGAGGGGUGCCAGGGGAGGGGGGUGGUGGUGGCAGGGACUGCAGACACACCCAGCCCUGAGACACCAGACAAGGUCAUUUAAUUCCAAACAAUUGAUUUCUUGAUCAUUACAGAUGUCUCUUUGGUGCUUCCCACUCCCUCCCCUCUCCCUGCCUCCUUCCCACUCUCAGUACUUUAUAGAGGACUAUAUCAGAAUCAAGUUUAUCAUCAUUCACAUGUCAUAAUUUUUUGUGGCAGCAGUAAAGUGCAAUACAAAAAAUUAUCACAUUACUGUGCAAAAGUCUUAAGCACCCUAAUUCUGUAUAUAUGUACUCAAGAUUUUUGCACAGUGCUGCAUAUCUGCCAAAGCCCCACCAAUUUCUUUCCUAGCUUCCCACAAUAUUCUCAGCCAUGCUUGGUCAGGCUCCAGGGAUUUAUCCACCUUUAAACACUUUACGUGCACCAGCACCUCCUUGAUUGUAAUGUGGAUAUAUUUCAAACUUCACUUCUCCUGAGUUCCUGAGCUUGCAUGAUCUGAGCAUCUCACCCCAUAUCCCAAGAGCGAGACUGUUUUCAGGAGAACCAUUCUCCCUCCACCCACUCCAGCCCAACCCUGCUGGAAGUUUAGAUGGUUCUGUGUGAAUGGUGUUGGCUGGAAAGAAUUAGGUCUGCAAAACGUCUAAAUGGAAUGAACCAAGGACAGUGGAAGUAGGCAAACCAAAGGUCUUUGUUCUUGUCGUGUGGUUGAAGGAAGGUGCCAUGUUGUGAGACUGUCCCUGCAGCCACCAAUCUUGCUCAGAGAUGGCUUGAUCAGAGCAAUUGAAAGUGGAGACAAUCAGUUUACUGCUGGCAUGGUUGUGUAAACUGGAGGUCACUUCCAACUGGAAUUUGUCUAUUUGGUUAGGUAGCAGUGGUAGGCUUGUGGAAAGAACAGCCCGUGGCCUGAGGCAACCUGAGCUCAGUGCUUUGCUGACCUGGCUAGACUGGGUUGAAGUGGUCUGAUUCAGAGAGAGAGAGAGAGAGAGAGAGAGAGCAAAGAAAGUGGCACGAAGGCAAUAAUGUUCUUUGUAGCCUUGGGCAAAUCCAAUGAGACGCUGACACCAACUAGUCAGCUGAGCCUGAGCCAACGAAAUCGAAACACAACAGUUCGAUCGAGUAAGAAUGGAGAAAUUCGGGAGUAGAAGCAACAAGAAGUUUGGAGACCAACCAUCAUGCGUGAGCCCAUGUCAGAAAUAUAGAGAUUACGUUGGGAUCCAGAGGAACGUUUGGCCAGUGUAAACUCCUAUUGCCAGGGGUCACGUUUGUAUUCUGACUGUUCACAGAGGGUCAGAGAAACCUAGCAGGUAUGUGCACAGAUAAUUCAGUUUUGUAUGAUUUGAGAGUCCGUUAACUGAACCAAACAUGGUAUUUGUCAAUUAAUACAGAUUCUCUCUCUCUCUCUCUCUGCCUAUCUGAUCAUUAUUGUUGUGCGUGCUUACAACCAACAAUGGAGCAUUGGGUGCUCCAGAGGCCUCCGCCAGUCUCCUUGUGAAGAAGGCCAACAUGACUCUGGGCUUUUCUCGCUGUGAACUAGUUGUCAAGAAGAUCCUGGAUUACCCAGUACCGUCCAUGUUCAGGAAACCCAAUCCACUUAGUGUCCAGAACACCACUGAUCCCAAAAAAAUCACACACAAAAUGCUGGAGGAACGCAGCAGGUCAGCCUCCCAUCGAUGGAGGGAAAUAAACAGACAGGCCAGGACCCUUCCUCGGGUCUAUCGAGGAAUAUACUUUGAAUAUAUUCAAUGACCGGGAAUUUCACAAGUAAAUGAACAAAAUCUGAGCAGCCAGCUCAUCUUUUGCCCAGUCCAUGUAGAUGAAGGACAAGAUGAGCCAGUACCCAUGUCAAUCCAUUCUCAGGUACUGGAUGCACUAACCCACAGACUGCCCUCUCCACCAAACCCACACAGUAAGUUCAGUGUGAAGUAGGGGGGGGGGGAGAGCCCAUCACUUCAAGAAAGCUUCAUUGAAGUAGAGAGCUGAUGCAAAAACAUCAAUGUAAGGGAGUAACAAAGUGCAACAUGUCCUGCUGAAUGUUUCCGCAGUUUCUGCUUGUGUUGUUAUCGAUCUUGUUUUACUUCGUCAAAGCAGUUCUUGUGCAGAUAAUGAGGUGGUUUGACCAGUGUCCAGUUGCAGUUGCAAAAAGGCCAUCAUGGAGUUCCUGGGCCAAAGGGUCUUUUUCCGUUCUCUAUAAGACAUAGGGCAGAAUUGAGUCAUUUGGCCCAUUGAGUCUGUUUCACCAUUCCAUCAUGGAUGAUUAACCCCAUUUCUCAUAUUCUCCCAAUGAUCUUUGAUGGUUUGACUAAUCAUGAACUUAUCAACCUCUGUUUUAAGUACACCCAAUGACGUUGUCUCCAUAGCUGUCAGUGGAGGCCAUGAAUUUCACAGAUUCACUACCCUCUGGCGAAAGAAAUUCCUCCUCUUCUCUGUUCCCCUCUGUUCUGAGGCUGUGCCCUCCAGUCCUAUGCUCACCCAAGAUAGGAAACAUCCUCACCACCUCCAUUCUAUCCAGACCUUUGAAAAUAGGUUUAAAUGAAAUCUCCCCCUCCUCAUUCUUCUAAAAAUCCAGUGAGUACAGGCCCAGAGUCAUCAAACACUCCUCAAAUGUUAACCCUUUCAUUGCCAGAAUAAUUCUCAUGAAUCGACUCUGGACCCUCUCCAAUGCCAGAAUAAUGGAAGCAGCAAUGGAAAAGUUUUGUGCUGGGGUCAGGGCUCAAUACUUGUUGCUUGCCUUCACCACUCCAUGUUGCUAAUCAUUUUAAGUCACUUUAUAAAUGUAUUUUUCCUUCAGCUUGUUCUGAUAGCUCUCCUCCUGUUCAAUCCCAAAAGCAGGUAUAGGGCUUUGUACUGAACUCUGGACUGUUUACCUGAAGAUGGACCUGCGGGAAAUCUUCUUUUCUCUUUUUCCUUAAACCGUGGCACACCAGAUUCAAUAUUUAAAAUAAUAGCUCUGUGUAAAAUCUCGUAGCAAGAUAUUCCCUGCAGAGGUCUGGGGGGCACCGACUGGUUAAAACAAAACCCAAAAGAGUUUGAAUGCGAGGGCACAGACUUUAAGUUCACUCUGCGUGUCUAGGACAGUGACACUUCUUUUCCAGAUAGGCUGUAUUUCUUCUACGCUCGGUUUGAUGUACAGAGGAACGUGUCAGCAAGGAUGGCCCUCUGUUUCCCUGAGCACAGGCAUUCCGUCUGGCUGCAGCUGUCUGAGGAAGACCCUAUCCAGGGUGAGCCCGUGUAAAUCUGAGAAAUCUGAGGUCGGGUGCUGAGGUCGGGUGCUCAGUUUGUCCAGCUAACUGAGGCUCCAACAGCCACCUUCAACAUCUUGCUAGGACAGUCCACUGACCCCUUGGGCUUCAAGGCAGCCUCCAUCACCCCAGUACCCAGGAAAAUAGACAAUAGGUGCAGCAGUAGGCCAUUCAGCCCUUCGAGCCAGCAUCGCCAUUCACUGUGAUCAUGACUGAUCAUCCACAAUCAGUACCCUGUUCCUGCCUUCUCCCUAUAUCCCUUGACUCCGCUAUCUUUAUCUAACUCUCAGAGGGUGGCAGUAACCUGCCUCAACAACUACUGUCCUUAACAACAAUGAAGUGCUCUGAGCGGCUGAUUAUGGAUCCCAUCUUCCUGCUACGUUGCACCUUUCCAGUUCGCUUAUCACUCAAAUCAGUCCAAUGAUGAUGCCAUAGCUUCUGCACGUCGUUCCCUCCUGUCCCAUCCGGAAAAUGGUGCCUCAUAUGCCAGGAUACUGUUCAUUGACUUCAGCUCGGCACUUAAUAGGAUCAUCCCUCAGAAACAGUUUUUGCUGGGUCUCAACACCUCUGUAAUUGGAUCCAGAACUUCUUGACAGAUAGGCCACAGUCAGUUGGCAGAAACACCUCCAGCUCCGUCACGCUGAGCAUUGGCCCUCACAAGAGCUGUGUGCUCAGCCUGCUGCUGUUCACUCUGCCUAUGAACACUGCACCAUUCAAAGCGAAUCAUCAGGUCCAACAGUGGUUGGCCUCAUCAACAAUGCCGACGUUUCCGCGUACAGAGAGGAGGAGGCUGGCGGAAUGGUGCAAGUACAACAACUUGAAUCUCAACGUGGACAAGACCAAAGAGAUUAUUGUGGACUUGAGAAAAGUGCAGGCUGACUACUUCUCACUGCACAUAAACGGCUCCUCCAUGGAGAGAGUUAGGGGCACCAAGUUUCUGGAAGUACACAUAGCGGAUGAUAUCUCCUGGUCUUUCAACACCACUUCUUUGGUCGAGAAAGCACAGCAGCAUCUGCAUCUUCUGAGGAGAUUGAGGUGAGCAAGGCUCCUGCCUCUCCCCUUCCUCCCCAGGAGCAUCACCGAGAGUGUUCGAACCAGCUGCAUCGCCAUCUGGUACAGGAACUGCAAGGCUUCUGAUGGCAAGUCCCGACAAAGGAUUGUGAGGAAUGCUGAGAGAGUGAUCAGGGUCUCUCUCCCGCCCAUCAGAGAUAUUUAUCAGGAGCACAGUGAAUGCUGGGCCCCUAGCAUUGUCAGUGAGCCCUCUCAUCCUUCACAAACCUCUUUGAACCUGUCACAUCAAGCAGGAGGUGCUGGAGCUUAGGAUGGGAAUCAGCUUCUUCACCCAAGCCGUGAGAUUACUGAACUCGCUGCCACCACUCAGGUCUCAUCAAGUAUGGUGAGUGAGUUGUAUGUGCUGUGUUGUGCACCUUGGCCCAGGGGGACGUUUCUUUUGGCAGUGUAUAUGUAAAGGGGGUUUCUUCUUUUUUCUUUGUUACUGUGUAUGUAAUCAAAAGGGCUUCUUUUGUUAACUAGUAGGAAUGCUUCUUUGUUGCGAGAGAGUGCUGGAAGCUUGUUUGGGUUAAAAUUUACUGAUAACGAGAAUUGUAUUCCUUUGUAAACCAAAUGGGGAUUAAUGUUGUUCUUUCUUCUGAGUCUGUAAGCUAUUGUUGGCGGGCUUUUGGGCAGAUCGGCGCGAGGGGGUCGAGAGAGAGGACGCAAUGCUGUUAGCUGGGCGAGGAACGGACCCCAAGCGGGGGUCCGAGGCCAGGAGGUUUUCCGAGGAGGGGGGAUGAAGCUAGAUGUGCUUGGUUGACCACUCGGAGGGUCCUGAGCUGUGAGUCGAGGAGUUCGGAGGGGAUCG